AAAUGCCUAUAAAAUGAAUGACAUUGAUCCUGCAGCACAUCGGGUCCAAAUAAUUGAUUGUAAACAAGCUGUUAAUAGUCAAAAAAAAUCCAAGAUUUUUGUUCACUUUCAUAAUUUUGAUAAUUGAUUGAUGAUCAGCAAAUUUAUUUAAAAGUAUUUUCCAGGAAGGCUUUCUCUCAAUAAAAAAAUUGAACCUGUGAUAGUUGUGUGAAUUAUUGGUUAUUGAUUGCGAUCUCGUUUGAAGUGCACACUAAUGAUGCCUGGAAGACUAGGGCUACCAAUAACACAGGAGAAUCCAUUAUGGAUUUCCUGGCACGAUUCCAACUGGAUCCCGUUACUGAAUCCUGCGAAUAUAAUGGAAUACUUUUCGGAAAAAUCAAAUCCUUUCUACGACCGCACUUGCAACAACGAGAUUGUUCGAAUGCAGCGACAAAGUCUUGAACUAUUGGGCAAUAUGACCGGUGUGGAAUAUAUACUGCUGCACGUGCAGGAUCCCAUCCUGUAUGUCAUUCGGAAGCAACACAGACACACACCAACGGAAGCUACCCCGCUUGCAGAUUAUUACAUUAUUGCCGGAACCGUAUAUCAGGCACCGGAUUUGGCUAGCGUGUUCAACUCGAGGAUCCUGUCCACCGUUCAUCAUCUACAGAGUUCUUUCGAGGAAGCUAGCUCGUAUUCCCGAUACCAUCCCAGCAAAGGCUAUUCAUGGGAUUUUGCUUCCAACAAAGCACUUGCGGAGAAGAACAAAACCGAGAAAAACAAAGAGACACCAGCCAAGGAGGAGCCAAGUUCGUUGUUCCAACGGCAGCGUGUAGAUAUGCUGCUGGGUGAUCUGCUUCGGAAAUUCCCCCUUCCACUUCCUCAAAUGCAUCAGCCGCAGAAUGCUUCUCAUCAGAAUCAAAAUGGCAAUGUUGGAUCGAAUAACUCCGACGGACAGGAUUCGGUAAAUAUCAAACAAGAACCGGCUGAGCAUGCAUCCAUUGACCCACACGACACUGGAGUUGGUAUUAUCAUGCCAGGGGUGAAGGAAGAGUUUCGCAGCGAUAUGAAACCACCGCCAGAGAAAAAGAUGAAAUUAUAACUAUUUUUUUUGUAUUACACAAUGAAGAACACAUGUGUGACAUAUAUUAAACGAAGCUACCUUGAAUCUUA
Armigeres subalbatus is the source of this 1152-nucleotide messenger RNA. It is a transcript of the gene MED6, whose product is annotated as mediator of RNA polymerase II transcription subunit 6. Gene Ontology annotation, molecular function: transcription coactivator activity. Gene Ontology annotation, biological process: regulation of transcription by RNA polymerase II. Gene Ontology annotation, cellular component: core mediator complex; mediator complex. Bases 254 to 1081 code for a protein of 275 amino acids. The record is from RefSeq and is a predicted model, not a curated record. Lineage: Eukaryota; Metazoa; Arthropoda; Insecta; Diptera; Culicidae. The transcript is spliced from 4 exons.